This is a messenger RNA of Hippoglossus stenolepis (Pacific halibut), 2366 nucleotides long. RefSeq names its product Fli-1 proto-oncogene, ETS transcription factor-related sequence (gene fli1rs). The transcript is spliced from 10 exons. Gene Ontology annotation, molecular function: sequence-specific DNA binding; DNA-binding transcription factor activity, RNA polymerase II-specific. Gene Ontology annotation, cellular component: nucleus. The coding region runs from base 456 to 1865 and encodes 469 amino acids. NCBI's taxonomy places the organism in Eukaryota, Metazoa, Chordata, Actinopteri, Pleuronectiformes, Pleuronectidae. Gene Ontology annotation, biological process: regulation of transcription by RNA polymerase II; cell differentiation. The record is from RefSeq and is a predicted model, not a curated record.
CCACUCUUUCCUUCUUGUACAAAAUUUCCUCUUCCUUCCCGUUCGUGGUUGUAUGUCGGCUCUAUAAUAACACAACUAACCGCUGCAUCUUUACACUCGCACAAAAAACACACUAAUUGGUCGCCGCUCAGCCGCGCGAAGGGAGGAUUUCCACGCGAACGACUUUUCCGACCUCCACACUCCUCGUUGAAUUGCUGCGUUUUUCUAAUCUCGCAGAAACCGAAUAACUAAUUCCUGAAGAAGCUGUAUCGGACACAGCAGCUGUUGUUUGUUUUUUUUUCUUUACCGAGGAGUAAGUCGAAGGGAUGCGGGGUUUCACUGGUGCGCAACGGGCAGGUGUCCAUGAGGGCGCCACGGAUGAGUUUGGACGCAGUGAGCGCGUCUUUCUCGGGGCAGGAGGAUCCAUGUCCAUCAGAUGACUGGAAGCUCUGUCCGUGGUGAGCGAGGAUCAGCCCAUGUUUGAGCCGCCCUACCCAGCAGCCCCGGUCAUGCACAUGAAGGUCGAGAUGACGUCGCCAGGAGUUUACGGCCAGGCCUCCAAGCAGAGCCCCGAGGCCGCCGAGCCGGAGUGGGUGGGGUCAGCGGCGCAAAACCCUGGGAAAAGAGGCGAACACGUCAACGGGACCAGCCGUGAGUCCCCUGUGGACUGCAGCGUCACCAAACGCUCCAGACACAUGAGCAACGACGGGGCCCCGAUGCCGUACCAGGCCUCGUACGUGGAGCCUCGCGUCAGCCCCCAGACCGCCACCCCGCCCAGCAGCACCACAGAGGAGAAGAGGGUCAUCGUGCCAGCAGAUCCAGAGGUGUGGACACAGGACCACGUGCGACAGUGGCUGGACUGGGCCAUCAAGGAGUACGUCCUGGAGGAGGUGGACGUCAUGCUCUUCCAAGCCCUGGACGGCAAGGCCCUGUGCAAGAUGACCAAGGAUGACAUGAUGCGUCUCACGUCGGCCUACAACGCAGACAUGCUGCUCUCGCACCUCAAUUACCUCCGGCAGAGUAGCCCGACUUUCUCCUACCCCACAACUCCCACCAACAACACCCCCCCACAACAACCCAGACUACAGGUGAAAGCAGAAAGCGGGUUUGAUGAGAUCAGCCGCAGAAACAGCUGGCCAGCAAACACCAUGACAGCAGUGCCUAAAGGUUCCUCCAUGGAGCACCAGCACGGCACAAGAGUUACAGACCCAGCUCCAAGAAUUGUGCAAGACCCAUAUCAGACACUAGGGCCCAUCAGCAGUAGAUUAGCCAACCCAGAAGGCCAAGCCCUCAGCUCAUCCAAGAACCGAACGGGCAAACAAAGUCCGUACAAGCUCCCUGACCCCAGCGCUCACAGGCCUGUGGGUUCAGGGCAGAUCCAGUUGUGGCAGUUCCUGCUGGAGCUGCUGUCCGACAGCAACAACGCUGGCAUCAUCACCUGGGAGGGCACCAAUGGCGAGUUCAAGAUGACCGACCCCGAUGAGGUGGCCAAGCGCUGGGGCGAGCGCAAGAGCAAGCCCAACAUGAACUACGACAAGCUGAGCCGCGCCCUGCGCUACUACUACGACAAGAACAUCAUGACCAAGGUGCACGGCAAGCGCUACGCCUACAAGUUUGACUUCCAGGGCAUCUCGCAGGCGCACCAGAACCACUCGGCCGACGGUGGGAUUAAGUACCAGACUGAGAUGUCUUAUGUCCAGCCCUACCACAGCCACCAGCCCAAAAUGAACUUCAUGGGUGGACACCCAGCACCUAUGCCCGUCUCCCCCGGCAACUUUUUUGCCCCCCAGUCGACGUACUGGAACUCCCCCAACAGCCCCAUCUAUCCUGGGUCAGCCAUGACCAGGCAUCCCGCUACCCACUCCCACCUGAGCUCGUACUACUGAGGACGGGGCGUUUCACACCUGACAGGGAAAACAUGGCAGAGGACAACACGUUCACGUCUUCCAGGAUGAGCUGAACCCCGUCUGAAAUGAAGGUGAUAUGACGCUGCGGUCCGCUUGAUGAGGGCAUUAGGAAGUUGUCUUUGGCACAUUCUUUGUUGAAAAUGGGCAAAAUAUGAGGGUAAAUUAAUUCUGUGAUGAAUGUAAAGGAUUAAUAUCGUACUCCUCGCCUAGUUUUCUUUUCUGAAUACACUGAAGACAAUAUAUUAACGGUUAUACAGUUAUGAUACCAAGUUUUUUUUUUUAUUUGUACAUUGAUAGUAAACUGUAAAGACACAAGUCAAACCCUUUACUGUGUGAGUAGCACAAUGGAUAGCAUACCUGCAGUUUUCACAUUCAAUGUGACUGACAUUUGUAAAAGAGAAGUUGUACAGAAUGAUUCUCAUGUAGCGAUGUAACAUUUACUCAUGAUGUAAAGCUAAUAAAUGAUGCUUGUACCUGGAA